Molecule: messenger RNA, 1281 nt
Organism: Trichoderma gamsii
Lineage: Eukaryota; Fungi; Ascomycota; Sordariomycetes; Hypocreales; Hypocreaceae
Product: serine/threonine-protein phosphatase 2A activator 2
Exons: 1
Coding region: 1-1281 (426 amino acids)
Biological process (GO): mitotic spindle organization
Cellular component (GO): cytoplasm; protein phosphatase type 2A complex; nucleus
Molecular function (GO): protein tyrosine phosphatase activator activity; peptidyl-prolyl cis-trans isomerase activity
Source: RefSeq, a predicted model, not a curated record
AUGGCAUCACAAUCACCCGCCCAGCCGGCCUCCUUACCGCCAUUGGCCUCAGGCAUCCCCAACCUCAAAGACAGAAUCCCAAAGCUCGAGCCUCGCAGAAGGAGACCCGGCCCCGCCAACCCAACGCCUCUUCCUCAGACUCCGGCGCUGCCCUCGCCACCGGACUUGACGGGCUGGAGCUUCAAGGCGCCGAGCAGACGCAUUCUUUCAAGGAGCGACCAUGACUUAUUCCUGGCUUCUCCAACGUAUAAUCUCAUCGCGGCAUGGGUCUUUGGCCUGUCGGAAUCCGUGGUCGAUACGCCCAAAUCUGUUAUCAAGGACGACUCCCUAAGUGGACCGGUGAAGGCAAUCUUGAGCAUUUUGGACCGAGCAGAAACUUUCGUCUCUCAGUCCCCUCCUGACGAGCAAGGCGGCUCUCGAUUCGGCAACAAGGCGUUCAGGGGCUUCCUUGAUCUAGUCGGUGAGAAUGUCCCGGCAUGGCACCAAAGCCUUGGUCUGCACAACGCCGAGGCCACCGCCGAGGCAUCUGCAUACUUUCUCCAGUCCUUUGGUAACCGGAACCGUAUCGAUUACGGCUCAGGGCACGAGCUCAACUUCAUGAUGUGGCUUCUAUGUCUCUACCAGCUCGGCAUUCUACAGCGAUCCGACUUCCAGGCCCUUGUCCUGCGAGUCUUUGUUCGCUACCUCUCUUUAAUGCGUGUCAUUCAAAUGGCAUAUUAUCUGGAGCCGGCCGGUUCCCAUGGCGUUUGGGGACUCGACGAUUACCAGUUCUUGCCAUUCCUCUUCGGCGCCUCUCAGCUCCUGCACCACCCGUACAUCACCCCUCGCGGCAUCCACCAGGACCUCACAGUCGAAGAAUUCGGCGAUGACUAUUUGUAUCUCGGCCAAGUCAACUUUGUCAACAGCACAAAGACCGUCAAAGGCCUACGGUGGCACAGCCCCAUGCUGGACGACAUCUCCUCCUCCAAAUCAUGGACCAAAAUCGACGGCGGCAUGCGCCGCAUGUUUGUCGCCGAAGUGCUGGGAAAACUGCCCGUCAUGCAGCAUUUCCUGUUUGGAUCGCUCAUUCCUGCUGCCGAAGGCAUGAGCGAAGCAGACCCGUCCGCUGCCAAUGAAGACAGCGGCGAGGAUCAUUCCCAUCACGAUCAUACUACUCAGGCACACGACGGCACGGGCUGGGGCGAUUGCUGCGGCAUCAAAGUGCCCAGCAGCAUCGCAGCCGCUCAGGAGAUGAAGAAGGGAGGGCAUGUGGAAACGCUUCGCAGAAUUCCGUUUGAUUAA